Messenger RNA from Cajanus cajan (pigeon pea), 1478 nucleotides. RefSeq names its product non-intrinsic ABC protein 4 (gene ABCI18). The record is from RefSeq and is a predicted model, not a curated record. Gene Ontology annotation, biological process: endocytosis. NCBI's taxonomy places the organism in Eukaryota, Viridiplantae, Streptophyta, Magnoliopsida, Fabales, Fabaceae. Gene Ontology annotation, cellular component: membrane; clathrin vesicle coat.
GUCAUUUUCCCGUCUUGGUAGCCGGCAUCUUUUGUGAAUGCCACUAAGCAUCAUACAAUAUCCGAUGCCACACAUAACUGGGAUUUCUCAAUUAAACUAUUAUAAGUUCCGAUAAAUUAAUGUGCCUUAAGAUAAAAGAGAACAUAGAUUGAAAAGAAGAUAAAGCAAAAAGAAAGAAGGCACAUUGGAAAUAGGAAAGAAAGAAGAUUACGAUAGUGCAUCUCCCGAAAACAGUUGACCCUCUGAGACACAGACACCCCACCCUCGUUCCUCAUAUCGCAAACCACCGCCACCACAAGCCUCGCGAAUUCACAUUAAAUUAUUCUCAAACUCAAACUCAACUCGAAUUCCCUCCCCCAAAGCGAUGUCGUUCGAGGUGGAGGAGGAGGAGGCGUUCGAGCACACGCUCCUGGUCGUGCGCGAGGUCUCAGUCUACAAGAUCCCGCCGCGCACCACCUCCGGCGGUUACAAGUGCGGCGAGUGGCUCCAGUCCGACAAGAUCUGGUCCGGCCGGAUCCGCGUCGUGUCGCGCCGCGACCGCUGCGAGAUCCGCCUCGAGGAUCCGAACUCCGGCGAGCUCUUCGCCGCGUGCUUCGUCUACCCCGGCCAGCGCGAAAACGCUGUGGAGCCGGUCCUCGACUCCUCGCGCUACUUCGUCCUCAAGAUCGAGGACGGCCAAGGCAAGCACGCCUUCAUCGGGUUAGGGUUCAAUGAGAGGAACGAGGCGUUCGAUUUCAACGUCGCGCUCUCCGAUCACGAGAAGUACGUCCGGAGAGAGCACGAGAAGGAAGCCGGCGACUCCAACGCCGCCGAGGAGUCGCAGAUCGACAUUCACCCCGCCGUCAAUCACCGGCUCAAGGAAGGGGAAACCAUUAGGAUUAAUGUGAAGCACAAGGUAUCUGGUGGAACUGGUAUGCUUUCAGCUGCUGGCCUAACCGGUGGACAUGCUGCAACACCUAAGCCAAAAACCGUGAGUCUUGCUCCCCCACCAAGUGGGGCAGGGAAAAUCAGAUCUCCUCUUCCACCCCCACCAAAUGAUCCUGUUGCUGCUCGGAUUGCAUCCACCGGUCGCCCUUCUGGUCCCAAAGGGACAUAUGAAAGUGUGAAGCACUCUACUGACUCUUUAUCAGAUCUUUCUCAACUACAGAAGAAUCUUCCCUCAACAAACACCUCAGGAUCGACUACAGCUUCAGGAUGGGCAGCUUUCUGAUUAUAUAUAAUAUAUAUGAGCAUUUUAACAAUGAGGCUUUUAUUAUUCUGAUUUUUUUGGUUCUUUAUUUUGAGAAAAGAAACAGUGGAACAACAUGCAGAAAGAGGUGUGUCGUAAGUAAUGGUAGCAAAACAUACCAAAGUAAUUCGAUCUCUCGAGAAAUAUCCUGGAAAUAUUUAUGUUUUUUUUUGUCUGUAAUAACAGUUUUCUCAUAUCCCUAUAAAAAGAAUUACCCCAAUUUCCUGCCCCCGAAACGAACUUCCUUUGA